AGGAGGUGGAGUCUCCGAUGGGGAGGGGGAAGAAAGCGGAGAGGAAAGCGAACAGAUCAUAGAAACAAGAGGACAGUGGAAGAAGUACGGUCUUAAAGUUGCAUUUUAUCAAAGUUGGGAGCUGUGGUGGGAAGGAUUAAAAGAAGAUGAUAACACCCUAUUUCCUCGAGCAUUUCUGGGGUGAAAAAAAUAAUGGCUUUGAUGUGCUGUACCAUAACAUGAAACAUGGCCAAAUUUCCUCCAAGGAGCUGACAGACUUCAUUAGAGAAAGGAGUACUAUCGAGGAAACAUAUGCCCGGUCAAUGACCAAACUUGCAAAAUCUGCUGGCAACUUUUCUCAACUUGGGACGUUUGCUCCAGUCUGGGAUGUGUUCAAAAGCUCAACAGAGAAAUUGGCUACCUGUCAUAUGGAGCUAGUACGAAAACUUCAGGAGCUUAUAAAAGAGGUCCAGAAAUAUGUGGAGGAGCAGGCCAAAGCACACAAAAAGACAAAAGAAGAAGUCGCACCAACUUUAGAAGCUGUCCAGAAUAUCCAGACCAUAUCUCAGGCUCUUCAGAAGUCCAAGGAGAGCUACAAUGCCAAAAGUUUGGAUCAGGAACGCCUUCGGAAAGAGGGGGCUACCCAGAGAGACAUAGAUAAGGCGGGCGUCAAAGCCAAAAAAGCUACAGAAACCUACAAGUCGUAUGUUGAGAAAUAUGCCACUGCAAAGUCAGAAUUUGAACAGAGGAUGGCAGAAACCGCACAGAAGUUCCAGGACAUUGAAGAAAACCACAUCCUCCAAAUGAAGGAGAUUAUUCAGUCAUAUUCACACUCGGUUGAAGAAACUCAUGCACUUUUAGGCGAGGUCCAAAAUGAAUUUGUGAGAAACAUUGAAAAUACAUCUGUGGAAAGCUUAAUACAAAAACUGGCGGAAACGAAAGGAACGGGCAAAGAUAGACCCGGGCCUAUUGAGUUUGAGGAGUGCAAUAUAGCGAUUGCUACAGAAGUCACAAAACCCAGAAAGAGGAAACCUUUUGGUAUACCAGGACGAAGGAAAGACAAAGACACAGACUCCACAGAGUCGACAGAAGUUGAAGCUACUAACACUGCCAAUGGCGCUCCUCCAGGAUACUACGGAGCCAUAGACAUCCAGAAUGCUAAUGUCCCACAAGUUGAUGCAGAGGGCUUUUGCAUAAGGCCAGAAGAAAAUGAAAACAAUGCCAAAGAAAACUCCUUCUAUUCAUCCAGCGAUUCAGAAGAUGAGGAUGAACCACGGAAGUUCCAUGUUGAAAUCAAACCAGUCCAAGCUAACAACGGCACACACCAGAACCGAGCCACUAUAGACGAACUAAAGGCCUCCAUUGGAAACAUCAUCCUUUCUCCCUCAGCCUCGGGUCAAAUGCGGAGGAACCAGUCCAGGCACACAGGAGCCACAAUAAAGAUUGGCCGUGGUGAUGAACUAGCAAAAAGCAAAAUGCCACCAUCAUAUGAACUGACAAACAAUGACCUGUUAUCCCUGGACCCGUUCGGCCCAAAUGUUGCUGCAGGCUCCUCUUCAUCCAUCUCCUCUACGACAGAUCUAGCUUCUCUUUUCUACCCAAACCCUUCAUCUCCAUCAUUUAUGGUAAAUGAGUAUGAUGAUGUUUUUCUCCCUGAAGCACCAGCUGACAAUAUGCUACAGCGCAAGAGCUCUCCUCCAUUGGCAAAGCUCCAACCGUCCAAAGAUGUCUCCUCCUUUUCCUCCUCAAUUUCCUCUCCCUGGGACUCAUCAGAGGACACCUCCCAAGCACUCAAACCUGCACCAGCCCGAGCCCGCAGCGCCCCCAUCACACUGCCCACAGAUGACCCCAUCAAGAGCCCAGCCGCCGACAGCCCACCGAAGAGCGUGGAUGCAUUUUACACUGUAUGCUGGUCCCAAAGCCAGUGGAUUGCCUUCAAUGACAGCUUUGCUCCUGCCCGACACCAAGGCUCAGGGUCCUCAGUGAAGGAGCCCCCGCGCCCCUGUCCCAGCUCUGGCAGGUCAAGCCGUUUCCCGUCAGAUGAAUCAUCGGAAGCCUAUGGUAAAGCGGUGCCCAGUCGAGACGAUGGCUUCACUGACGUCCUCUGUGGAGUUGGUAAUAAACCAGCGACUUCAACAAACAUGUCAUUUAAUGUGCCCCCACCCAACAGACCCACCACCCCUCUGACAGCUGGAGCACUGAUGCCUCCACCUCGGCCCUCGUCCAGACCUAAGCUUCCUACAGGAAAGCUUACAGGCAUAAAUGAAAUUGUGCGACCGUUUAGCCCACCCAAGACCAAUGUCAGCCCUUCACCUCCUGCACCACUGGCCCGAGCGGAGAGUUCAUCUUCCUUGUCCUCGAAUGCCUCAUUUAGUGCAGGCAACACCCCCACUGUUGGAACUUCACGUGGUCCCAGCCCAGUGACCUUAGCAUCCCAAGAUGCUUUGCCCAUUGCCGUUGCCUUCACAGAGACAGUUAAUGCUUACUUCAAAGGAGCUGAUCCCUCUAAAUGUAUUGUGAAGAUAACUGGAGACAUGACCCUGUCGUUCCCCAUGGGCAUUAUCAAGGUGUUUACAUCCAACCCUUCUCCGGCCGUCCUCACCUUCAAACUGAAGAACACCAGCAGGUUGGAGCAGAUCCUCCCAAACCAGCAGCUACUUCAUAGUGAUCCUUCCCAAAGUGACUCUGAUUGCAAAGACUAUUGUUUCAACAUGCAAGCACUAAUGUCCUACCUCAGGAAAGUGUCGGAGCAGAACCCCUCAGCAUCUUACUUCAAUAUUGACAUAUUAAAAUACCAGGUGCUUACUGAUGGGAUUCUCUCCACCCCCCUGAACCUGGCGGUGUACUGGAAGUGCACACCAAGCACCACAGACCUUCGGUUGGACUAUCGCUAUAACCCAGACUCCAUGGCCUCACCAGGUCCUCUGACAAACGUCCAGAUACUAGUGCCUGUGGAUGGGGGGGUAACCAGCAUGCAAUCUCUCCCCAACUCGAUCUGGAGUUCUGAUCAGAACAAGUGUUUGUGGAAGUUGAGUGAUAUCUCAGACAAAGCUGAUAAUGAAGGUUCUGUAAGGGCCAAGUUUGAGCUCUCAAAUGGUCCCUCAACCCCCUCCACUCUCGCAGUGCAGUUUAUGAAUGAAGGGAGCACCCUGUCAGGAGUGGACAUGGAGCUGCAUGGGUCUGGUUACAGACUGUCUCUCAAUAAGAAGAGAUUUGCUACAGGGCGUUACAUGGCCGAUUGCUGAGGUAACUGACUCGCUGUUCUGGUUGUUUCUGGAAGCCAAUUAUGAAUCCAUCCAAGCGCAGGUAUAUUUUUACGUUGGAGGUGGGAAACUCACUACGAUUAAGCAGCACUGAGUAAUGAACACUGUGUAAGAGACAAAAAGAAGAGAAAAUAAUGAGGAACAUGUCAGAAUUAAGUAUAAUGAGCUUUUGUUCAAUACACUUUGUAUAGUUCAUGAAUUAGAUAUAAAUCUAAUGUGCACUAACGAUCCUUACUAAAUAAUGCCGCAUGAAAGAAAAGACAAACUGUAUAUAUCAGCUUGACCAACUAUAACUCAGAUCAUUUUCACUAAUGCCUAUCUCCUUGUGGCACAAUAUCAAAAAGUGCUUUUUUAACAAAUGCAAAAAAUCUGACCUCAGUGCCUGUUACUGUGUUACUGUGGAUCAAAUUUCAUGUUGAUUAAUAUUUUGACCCAGAGUGGGUUUCCAGAUUUAAGCUACAUUUCUCUGUGGUAAGAUAUGAUUUUCUAAUCACCCAAAGUGGGACCUGUGAUCACCGUCUUGUCUUUUUUAAUUACCUGUCAGUAUGUAUGCCCUUUUUCUGUGCAAAAAAAAAAAAUCAAGGGAUUUUCCUCGUGUUCCCUUUGUUCAAUUGGCCAUGUUUUAGGCACUCGGUGCCUUGUUAAUAUUGAGAUGUGCCUGAAUCGACAUUUGUCUACAGUGCAUUUAAUGAGGCUAAUGCGUAACAUUGUGCCAGUUAUGCUUUUACUACUUUAUUGGACACUGAAGGGAAAAGCCUCAUCUUUGUACAACUUAACAGUCUUCCAAAAGUGAAAGAACCUGUUUGCCUCUUGAAGCUGUUUUGAUUGUUAUGUCCUUUUAUAUCUUCAGCUCAAGUGCACAGCAGGUUUAUGUGCAGCAGUAGCACUACAAGGCCAAAAAAAUCCUGAUGCCUUAUCACUAAUGCAGAACAUUGGCUAAUCCAAUGUUGUAGAUGUGGUUGUAUUGUAACUGUUCCACCUUCUUUGACUCUCAGAGGAUGCUGGAAGAACGCACAUUCAAUUAACAAAAAGCACAAGCAUUACAGUGUGGAGGUUCUGUUUUCCUCUGGAGCUUGAGGGAUGGUUCAGUUACUCAGUCAUUGCAUUGACAUUGAGUAGCUUGAGUAGCAACACCUUUAAAAAGCCGGUGACAAGGUGAUAAUGACAUGUUUGAAAAACAUUUGCAAAAUCUUCUUGUAAAUUGUUCAUAAUGCUGUGCCUGGUUGCAACACUAAACAUAAAUCUGCCAAAACAUAAGAAAAUUUAGAUUAUGUCAUACCAUAUGAAAUAGAGUGGUGUUGUGGAAAAAAAGUAAAAAAACAAAACAAAACCUGAUUCAAAUAUUUUAGCAAGCUGGUUCUUGCUAUCUCUCUAAAUUCACAAGCAUCUUUCUUCUCACUAUUCACAAUAAUGUUUUUCUUAACUUGUAACAAACAGAAUUUAUUGGAGAUAAACAAUGUGUAAAUGAUUGUCAAAUUGUACAUUUUUACCAAUAUCGUUGCCACUUUGUCUUUAUGAUUUUUGCAUUAUGCCUGUAUUAAAUGUGUAAUAUAUAAAUAUAUACAAAUAUAUAAAAAUGACAACUUUAAA
This is a messenger RNA of Periophthalmus magnuspinnatus, 4832 nucleotides long. RefSeq names its product FCH and mu domain containing endocytic adaptor 2 (gene fcho2). Gene Ontology annotation, cellular component: plasma membrane; cytoplasm; clathrin-coated pit. Gene Ontology annotation, biological process: clathrin-dependent endocytosis; synaptic vesicle endocytosis; clathrin coat assembly. NCBI's taxonomy places the organism in Eukaryota, Metazoa, Chordata, Actinopteri, Gobiiformes, Gobiidae. The transcript has 29 exons. The coding region runs from base 147 to 3224 and encodes 1025 amino acids. The record is from RefSeq and is a predicted model, not a curated record.